UGUCUGCAUCCACACACACUGCACACGUCAAUUCUAUUCUCGGUAUCGCUCGUUCCAUAUGCUGUGCCUCUAGCUCAGACUUGAUACGGCGAUGAAGAGAGGCAGCCUCCUCGGUCCUUGAGGCAUGAAGUGGACAGAUAACCCGCAUAGAGUCAGUUUGCAACCUCCAUUAAGAUCCAUCAUCAAGAUCACCACCAACCUCAGCAUUCUCCCCAUUAUCAGUAUUCUUGUUGUAGGCGCAUUUUUUGGUGACGUUUCCUCUCGGUUCUCGCAUUCUCGAUGUUUCUCUUCACUUGAGGGAUUCAUCGAGACGCAGCUGGCCCAUAGACCUAGCCUUUGUCUUAAUCGUUGGUUGUGCGAGUUUUAUCUUGGACGUUGUGAAGGACCAUCAUCCAACAUGUCUUCUCAUCCUUUUUUAUUGUGUAUAAUAUAUAUUCAUACGGCUAUAGCACUUCGGCUGAUAUGGCCGACAGUGGCGUUGACCCUACACCCAUUUAUGCCUCCUCGGACUGCUUACGGAACUGUUCAUACAGUUGUCAUCACGCGUAACUCAAAAGUUCUCUCAGCUUAUUUAUACCCUUCAUAACUAGUGGCACCAGCUCACCGAAGGCAGCUUCUCGAAGGACUUUUGGGGUUCUAAUCCAUUUUAUUUUGGUGACGUGCUAUUUACAGCACGG
Molecule: messenger RNA, 677 nt
Organism: Suillus plorans
Lineage: Eukaryota; Fungi; Basidiomycota; Agaricomycetes; Boletales; Suillaceae
Exons: 2
Coding region: 125-586 (153 amino acids)
Source: RefSeq, a predicted model, not a curated record